Messenger RNA from Enterospora canceri, 519 nucleotides. Lineage: Eukaryota; Fungi; Microsporidia; Enterocytozoonidae. The record is from the annotation of a GenBank genome assembly.
AUGUCUCGCGUCACGAACAAAAAGCCAAAGGAUAAAAAUGCGCCUAAAAAACCAUUUUCCUCCUAUAUGCUGUUUGGCGUGCAUCUGAGGAAGACUGACCCAACUGUAGGCAGCAUGAAGGUCACCGAGCAGGCCAAAUACAUCGGAUCGAAGUGGCAGGUGCUUGAUCCAAAGGAGAAGCAGACAUUUAUAAAGAUGGCCAAUGACGAGAAAGUCAGGUACGCAGAUGAGUAUGAGAAGUACAAGAAGACGCCUGCUUUCAAGGAGUACCAGACCGUUGUGGCUGAAUGGGAGAAGAAGAAGGGCGCGAAGGCAGUGAAGACGACCAAGACGACUGGGCAGAAGCUGUUUGUGCAGGAAUACAAGGAUAACUUGGAUGAGGACGAGAAGAAGAGGCUUGGGAAGGACGUGAGCAAGGAGGCAUUGAAGGAGUGGAGAGCACUCUCCGAUGGGGAGAAGGAGCGAUACAAGAGAAAGGCAAAGGGAGACGAGUCAGAUUCAGGGGCAUCUGAAGAAUGA